AUUUUCUAUCAUUUUUCUAAUGGUACAUAGUGUGCCUAGAAAUCUCCGGAUGGUCCAUAUCUUCAGACGCCCGUCUCUCUCGCUCCUCCUCGUCCUCUUGCCGGCCCAUCCGCCGGUUCCCCUCGCCUCCGUCGGCUGCUACAACGCCGGGAGGUGGGUCGGAUUUGUAGAUAGGUCUCCUUCUCUUGUUGGUUUCAGGUCCCUGUUCAUGGCUGGUGAGGCAGAGACGGCGGCCAUGAUAGGAAUAAUGUUCGUCCCUCUUAAUCUCAGCCAAGGUGGUGCCUUUUUCCGGUACUGUUGUGGAAGAGUGUGAGGAUUUGGUCGCCAGUUCUCUGGAGUUGCGUCUUGGGGUUGAACCCCUGUCCGUGGAUUCGGCCUGGCAGAGAGGUGGUGGCGACGAACCCGUCACUUGGGCUCUGCUGGGAAGUGGUAGCGGCGAUGCUUUUGGAGGGGAGUCUACUCAUCAGUUGUGUUGGUGAUAGCUCUAUUCUUGGAAAGGAUUUUGGCGACGGCUGGUGUUGGUUUGGGAUCGAGGUGGAGGGAUCCGGCAGUCUCUGGCGAGACAGUUUGUUGUUUGGUCCGGAUCCGGUGCGCGAGUAGCUCGGGGAGCGCUUCUGAGAGGGGAGUUGCCUCCAGCCAAGAUUUUCAUCGGGUUUAUAUCCAGCUCUAUGGAGUUGGUGUGUGCUGUGGUCCAUCAACGCCUUUGGGCAAGGGGCUUCUCUCGCUCCGUGUGUGCUUCUUCCUCGUAUCAGUUCCUAUCUCCGACGACUUCGGCCAUGGCAGAUGGUUCUGGUGCGAGGUGGUGGCAACGGCAUUGAAGCUAGAUCAAGACAUGUGGAGUCCCUCCGGACGGAGGGAGUAGAUGGUUUGUGCCAGCUGUAAGCUUGUAUCCUUUUCUUUUGUUUUUAUUCAAGUGUGUUCCAUGUACGAUUUCAUUGAGUAUGAAUACAAAGGAAAAUAUCCGGAUGAGCCAUGAGUCCACCUUGUCCGCCCUCUAGCUCCGCCCCCGCCGAAGUCACAUGGACCAGCUUGGCCAAUCGAUGGAUCAUGGAUGAGACGAGGCCUCUGUAGCGUUGCGUGACCCUGUGACGUCCAUUUCCGAACUUCCCAAGAGGAGCGAAGCCGGGGAAGGGGUGAUCUGAUUUUCCUGGAUCGGGCUAGUUUCGCUCACAUCUUGUACUGACUACAUGGCAAUUCUAUCUUGCUUAUAUUGAGUGCCAAUUUCCCUGCUUAUGUUCAACCGGAAAAAAGAAAGAAAUCAUAUCGCUGACUAAAACGAAUUUUUAGUACACGUGACAACAGCUGUCGAGACCAAGCAGCCCAUGUAGAAAAGAAUCCACACUGGGCAUUCCAUAUUUCCAUUCCGUUCGUCUCAGUCUCAGCCCACAGCAGAACAACAGAAAAAAGAGAUCCACGGGCAAACAACAACUCAACAGGGCACCCCGCUUGCCUCACUAGCGCAAUCUCCAUGGCCGCCCGCCUUCUACGAGCGUCGGCGGUAGCCGCAGCCGCCACCGUCGCCUUGGUGGCCAUCCUGGCGAGCCCAGCGGCGGCGCAGGGCGCGCCGGCCGCGUCCCCGGUGCCGGCGGCGUACAAGAACCACACGGUCGGAGGCGCCGCCGGGUGGUUCUUCAACGCGACCAGCAACUCGACGUCCGGCAACUACUCGUCCUGGGCUGCCGCCGAGACUUUCUUCCUCGGCGACUACCUCAUAUUCAAGACGAACGACAACUCGUCGGUGGUGCUGACCCCGAACUCCACCACCUACGAGCUCUGCGACGCCAGCGAGGACGACGGGCUGGAGACCUACAUCUACGGCGGCGGCAGCGGCGGCGGGGGCGGGCCCGAGCCGACGGAGGCCAUCGCCGUGCCGCUCAUCUACGAGGGCGCCAACUACUUCUUCUCCGAGGCCGACGGCGGCGCGCAGUGCCAGCAGGGGAUGCGCUUCCAGAUCAAGGUCGCCCACGGCCGCGGCCUGCCGCCCGCGCUCGCGCACCCGCCGCCGCCGCCGUCCAAGGGGCGCGUCCUCGCGCCGCCGCCCGCGGGGUCCGCCUUCUCGCAGGGCGUCGUCGGCGCCGGUGCGGGAGCCGCGACCAGCGGUGACUACACGGAUGGCAAGAAUAACGGCGCCGGAUGCAGAGCGGGUGGCCGUGGGUUCUUCGGGGUAGCUGCUAUCGCGGUUGGUUUGGCAUUUUUCGUUGCUGCCUGAUGAGUUAGCGGGGUCUCGCUGUCAGUGAAGUGGGUGCGACUUCUCUUUAGUAGUGCUGCUUGUUCGUGUUGAAUUUUUGAAGGCGGCGUAUCCGGUGAAAACUUUCAUUCAGUGCAAACCGUGCAAACUUCAUAAAAGUCAUGUUUAAAAGUUUAUUUUUUUUACAAAAAUACCAUAUGUUCGGAGUGUGAUGUUC
Molecule: messenger RNA, 2405 nt
Organism: Brachypodium distachyon (stiff brome)
Lineage: Eukaryota; Viridiplantae; Streptophyta; Magnoliopsida; Poales; Poaceae
Product: blue copper protein
Exons: 2
Coding region: 1469-2209 (246 amino acids)
Cellular component (GO): plasma membrane
Molecular function (GO): electron transfer activity
Source: RefSeq, a predicted model, not a curated record